Messenger RNA from Trypanosoma theileri, 1353 nucleotides. RefSeq lists its product as uncharacterized. The coding region runs from base 1 to 1353 and encodes 450 amino acids. Lineage: Eukaryota; Euglenozoa; Kinetoplastea; Trypanosomatida; Trypanosomatidae. Gene Ontology annotation, molecular function: protein kinase activity; ATP binding. The record is from RefSeq and is a predicted model, not a curated record. Gene Ontology annotation, biological process: protein phosphorylation. The transcript has a single exon.
AUGAUGUCGAUUCAGAAGACUGCAGGCCAAAGCAUCAUGAGCAGCGGCGGUCGUUUACCGGAUUCACCGUGCUGGACGUACUGUGAUGAUGAUAUUGAUGGGGUGCCGCGUAUCUACGGUGACCGCAGUGCACAGGCCACGUACGGUUGUGCGAUUGGACAUGGUGGGGACCGUGGUUCACUGGUGUACAGCAUUGGCAAGGACCUUCUACCGCUUUUUCACUCUGCCCAUCCCUUGGCGUUCAAGAUGUACCCUGUCAGCAUCACAGAAAAUGAGCUGGAGUUUAUUCGUGUGCUAUUUUCCAGUGAUGUUGCCGCUUCCUUUACCACUGGUGAGGAGUGCGGACUGUGUCGUAAAGUUCCAUAUUUGGUGUUACCACUGGCGAUUGUCUCAAUUGAUGGCGUUGAUCGCGGUAUUCUUAUGAUGCAGCAGGACUAUAGUCUCAAACAGUUUCUUCUUGCUAGCGGCACCGGUUGUAAUUCCGUCAGCGGAGGUAUUCCUAUGGAAAAUGACAUGGACGAUGAGGAUACCUCUCUCCGCUCACGGCAGUCAUUUGAGCCAAUUCAUUCCUGCGCCGUUAUUACGGCGAUUGCAUUUCAACUGGUGGUGGCAAUCACCGCACUAAAUGAAGAAUUACCGCAUCUUGUGGAAGGCGUGCACUGCAGCGGCUUCACACACAACGAUAUUCAUCUCGAUAACAUUCUCCUCGAUGCCACCGCCGGCCGUGUGGGGCUAUGCGACUUUGAGCUUGUCGCCCACGCCCCUGAGCGAUCCCCAUCACCGUUGCUAUCACCGUCGAACUCCAAUCACAAUAAUGGCCCUUCCCACUCGCACUGUAAUUCUCAUGAGAGUACGCCCACUGUUGUGCCCUCGCGACUUCACACCCGCAUGGCGCCGCACCGUCUGCCGCCGUUAAGCCGCCAGUCCCCGCACGGUCUUUUCAGCCGCGGCGCCGACACGUGGGCCCUCGCGCUCGCCCUCCUGUCGCUCUUAACAGGCGUCGACCCGCUCUUCGCCGACGCGCGGCUGAUGGACGACUUUGGCGGCGGUCCGCUGCUGCAGCGCCACACCGACGCCGACGGCUCCGCGCCGGUGCUCGACUGGGACGCCAACAUUCACGAUCACAUUCUCCGCCUGCUGUGGCGCGACGACCCAAGCGGGGCACGGGUGCGGGAGGCGGGGCCGCUGCUGGCACUAUGCGGGAAAUGUCUCGUCAACCGAGAUGGCGCCCGCGCGUGUUCGGCGGUGGAACUUCUCUAUGAGCCGCUCUUCCGCGAAUACCUUCAGGCUCCGCGAGAGGCGGAAAGAGUGCUGCACGCGUGGAUUGAGAGAAGGGCUGCCGGCCCCCACUGA